This is a messenger RNA of Delphinapterus leucas (beluga whale), 1237 nucleotides long. Lineage: Eukaryota; Metazoa; Chordata; Mammalia; Artiodactyla; Monodontidae. The record is from RefSeq and is a predicted model, not a curated record.
UUGUCAGAUGAUGACUGGUUGAAAAUGUUUUCUAGGAAGACUCUUGAAGAGAGGAAAGAGGAAGAAGGGUCAGAGCCUCCCAAAGUGGAAACCCAGGAGGGAGAGCCCGCUGUAAAAAAGGCCCAGUUAAACCCUCAGGUGUACAUGGAUAUCAAGGUCAGGAACAAGCCAGCAGGCCGCAUCCAGAUGCUCCUGCGUUCAGACGUCGUUCCCAUGACAGCAGAGAACUUCCGCUGCCUGUGCACCCAUGAGAAGGGCUUUGGCUUCAAGGGCAGCAGCUUCCACCGCAUCAUCCCCCAGUUCAUGUGCCAGGGCGGCGAUUUCACCAGCCACAAUGGCACUGGGGGCAAGUCCAUCUACGGGAAGAAGUUUGACGAUGAAAACUUUAUUCUGAAACACAUGGGACCAGGCCUGCUCUCCAUGGCCAGCUCUGGCCCAAACACCAACGGUUCCCAGUUCUUCCUGACAUGUGACAAGACGGACUGGCUGGACGGCAAGCACGUGGUAUUUGGGGAGAUCACGGAAGGCCUGGAUGUCUUGCGGCAGAUUGAGGCCCAGGGCAGCAAGGAUGGGAAACCCAAGCAGAAGGUCAUCAUCUCCGACUGUGGGGAGUACGUGUGAGAGGGCAGCUGUCAGCCCGGGGAACCGGCAGCCAAGGUGUCCCGUUUGCAGCAAGCAGGGCUUUGUGUCCUGGCCCUUCCUUGGGGUCAGCGUGGGGCAGCUCCUCUGCAGGCACGGCCUGGGCCGCCUCUGGCUCUUCCCCAAGUGGGGCCGUGGGCCAGGGUGGUGCCCUCCCCACCGUGGACGGCUGUGUGUGCCCUUUCCAGGCCAGGGCCUCUCCUGGGCCCGCCUGUGUGGAUCUUGGCUGUGUCUUCUGGUAAAAUUAAUCCUAGUUCUUGUACUGCUGCCACGCAGCCAGGUCCCAGGUGUUUUCAGAGGUUGCACCUGUGACUGACCUGUCCUGCUGCAACGGAUGACAGACCGUAGUCCCUCCCGUGCUGCUUCCCUCCUCUCCAGGCUGGCCCAGAAGGCACACCCUUGCCAGACCUGCAGGGCAGCUGAGGUCAGAGCUGCUGCAGCAGUGCCUCUGUGUCCUGUCUCUGACCUGCUGCCAGGCGGGCGAGGUGGCUGAGCCAGGCCCCGUUCCUGCCCUCACACCUGCUGGUCUUGAGUCUAAUGGGCACAGUGGUCCGUCUCAGCGACCCGUUCACUUAUUGUUCCUUCGGUGAACCAACAG